AUGAGCUCUCAUCUAUUGCAGAAAUGGGACCAAGAUCAUCGCUCCUCUACACCGAAAUUAGAUAUUUCAGUGAUUGACGAGGCAAACAAAUUGAUGACUAGGCUAUGGAAAGCCAUAGUCAAGCAAAAUUAUUUCUCACUUUAUGGACUGGAGACAAAGACCUCAUCAUCCAAGUUGGAUUCAGUGGCUCUUUUGAAGAGUCAAAGAGGGACGUCUACUAUAGAAAUGAUCCUAUGA
This is a messenger RNA of Lodderomyces theae, 237 nucleotides long. RefSeq lists its product as uncharacterized. The record is from RefSeq and is a predicted model, not a curated record. The transcript has 2 exons. The coding region runs from base 1 to 237 and encodes 78 amino acids. Lineage: Eukaryota; Fungi; Ascomycota; Pichiomycetes; Serinales; Debaryomycetaceae.